Messenger RNA from Lagopus leucura (white-tailed ptarmigan), 8910 nucleotides. RefSeq names its product solute carrier family 45 member 4 (gene SLC45A4). Gene Ontology annotation, cellular component: membrane. Gene Ontology annotation, molecular function: sucrose:proton symporter activity. The transcript is spliced from 8 exons. Gene Ontology annotation, biological process: transmembrane transport. Bases 596 to 2959 code for a protein of 787 amino acids. The record is from RefSeq and is a predicted model, not a curated record. Lineage: Eukaryota; Metazoa; Chordata; Aves; Galliformes; Phasianidae.
UAUGAUCGCUCUUCCUGGACUGCAUCCAGAAAUUGGUGGCUUAACCCAGCAAGUGUUGCCUGCAGAACAUUUCCUGUCAUCACUUACAUGCAAUAAGCAGUCUUUGAGAAUAAACUCGGUCUGAAUGCUGUUUAACCUACAACUUACCUAUGAUCAUCUGGGGCUAGAGAUGGGAGGAAAAGAACAUUAAAGAAGGCUCAGUCCUGAAUCUUUGCUUCCAGAUUAAUCAGCCACUCGAUGGGGAUUAACAGUGGAGCACCUCUUUGUGUCGCCUUUCCACCUCUCUGUAGCAAGAAUAACAACUUCAGCACUUCUUCAAUAAUAAUUAUGAAACUGGUAUUAACUGAAUGGCAAUUAUGGAUUUUUAACUCUAACUCACAGUAAACCAGCAAGCCAUAUGUUGAAAUUCCUACCAAAUAGCUUUCCAUUCUUUAUGUCUCGUAUCUACACAAGAAGUUGCAAGAUACUUGUUUGUACAAGAGGAAUAUAAGCAUUACUUGCCUGAGGAACAGAAGGUGAAAGAGAAGACACCCUAACUUGUUUGUGGAGUUAUGGUAGUAUUAUUUAUAUAGAUAUAACAUAUAUAUAUAUUUUUAUGGUAAUGAAAAUGGCUCCCCAGAAUGCUGACUCGGAAUCUAUGCAAGUUCAAGAUCUACCUGUGGCACAGCUUCAGAAACCAGAAAACAAGGAGAAUGAAAGUAGAGAGGAGACCAUUAGUGAAGGAUCCAUAGACCGGAUACCGAUACGCCUGUGGGUGAUGCAUGGUGCAGUAAUGUUUGGCAGGGAAUUUUGUUAUGCCAUGGAGACAGCUUUGGUAACGCCUGUAUUGUUACAAAUUGGUCUUCCUGAACAGUACUACAGCCUCACUUGGUUCCUUAGCCCAAUCCUGGGCUUGAUCUUCACUCCACUUAUAGGUUCAGCUAGUGACCGCUGCACGCUGAGCUGGGGCCGCCGGCGGCCUUUCAUCCUUGCUCUCUGCAUCGGUGUCCUCUUUGGAGUUGCACUUUUCCUUAAUGGCUCCGUUAUAGGUCUGGCUAUUGGCGAUGCCCCAGACAGGCAGCCCAUCGGUAUCGUCCUCACGGUGCUUGGUGUUGUGGUGUUGGACUUCUGCGCUGAUGCAACAGAAGGGCCGAUUCGGGCGUACCUGUUGGACGUGGUGGACAGUGAAGAACAAGAUAUGGCCCUUAACAUCCAUGCCUUUUCAGCUGGUCUUGGAGGAGCAAUCGGUUAUAUGUUGGGAGGACUGGACUGGACACAGACUUUCUUGGGUGGUAUUUUUAAAUCUCAAGAGCAAGUCCUUUUCUUCUUUGCAGCCAUUAUCUUCUCCGUGUCUGUUGCUCUCCACCUUUUUAGCAUCGAAGAAGAGCAAUAUAACCCUCAGCAGGACAGGAUUGAUGAGGAAGGAGACACACUUUCUAGUGUCAAAUUCAGUGGUAGUCUCCCCCCUCUGAAUCGACUGAAUGUAAUUAGUGAGGAGGAGCCUUACGGAGCCUCCAUGUUCCACGAUGAGGUUCAGUCAGAGCAUGAUCUCAAUAUGGAGUUCCUCGAGGUGAACAUUGUAAGAAGUAAGAGUGACUCCGUUCUGCAUAUGCCUGAUGCUACGCUGGAAAUUGAAUCGGAGCUGCUUUUUCUGCAUGACAUCGAACCUUCCAUUUUUCAGGAUGCUUCGUAUCCAAACACUCCCCACAACACCAGCCAAGAGAUCAUGAAGUCCAAACUCAACCACCUGUCUGCUUUCCUCAGGGACAAUGAGAAAGAGGAGGAAAUGUUGCUUGAUAAUCGCUUAAAUGAAGAUAAAAUCCCAAAUAUGAAUGGCUCCCUACCAAAAGAGUUCCUCAAUGGCCACGCUAGAAUAGGCAUGAAGCAAUCCAGUACUUCAAACUCCAUGCGGAGGCGGAGGCACAUGUUCUACCGUCAGCCAUCAUACACCUUCUCCUACUAUGGCAAAAUAGGCUCUCACCGCUAUCGCUUUCGUCGGGCCAAUGCCAUCGUCUUGAUAAAGUCCUCACGCAGCAUGAAUGACAUCUAUGACAUGCAGAAGCGGCAGCGGCAGAGGUACAGACACAGGAAUCAGAGUGGCACAACAAACUCGAGUGGAGACACAGAGAGCGAGGAGGGGGAAACUGAAACAACUGUCAGACUUCUGUGGUUGUCGAUGCUGAAGAUGCCAAAAGAGCUGCUGAGGUUGUGCGUUUGUCACCUCUUAACUUGGUUUUCGAUCAUUGCUGAAGCUGUGUUCUAUACAGAUUUCAUGGGCCAGGUCAUCUUUCAGGGUGAUCCAAAGGCCCCUUCUAAUUCAACUGAGUUACAUGCCUAUAAUGCUGGAGUUCAGAUGGGAUGCUGGGGACUGGUAAUCUAUGCUGCUACUGCUGCCGUUUGUUCAGCCUUGUUACAGAAAUACUUGGACAACUAUGACCUUAGCAUAAAAGUGAUCUACAUCCUGGGCACGCUGGGAUUUUCUCUAGGCACUGCAGUGAUGGCGAUAUUCCCCAACGUGUACGUCACCAUGAUAAUGAUCAGCACUAUGGGAAUAGUUUCUAUGAGCAUCUCCUACUGCCCCUACGCACUUUUGGGACAAUACCAUGAUAUUAAAGAGUACAUUCACCACAGCCCUGGGAACUCGAAGCGAGGAUUUGGCAUAGACUGUGCUAUUCUGUCGUGUCAGGUUUACAUCUCCCAGAUCCUUGUGGCCUCUGCCCUUGGUAGUGUGGUGGAUGCGGUUGGCACAGUCAGAGUCAUUCCCAUGGUGGCUUCAGUGGGAUCCUUCCUGGGGUUUUUGACAGCUACCUUCUUGGUGAUUUAUCCCGAAGUCAAUGAAGAGCCAAAGGAAGAACAGAAAGGACUGGGUCCUCCGGAGACAACUGAGGGCAACAGCACAAGCACAGAGAAGCCAACCGUCCUGAAGCUCACACGCAAAGGAACCACCGCAUCGGAGCUGGAGGGCGAGUCAGCUGUGUGAGGCCGCCGCUUGUUGCUCACCCACAUUCCAGGGAGUGCAGGUGCAGGAUCAAGAGCUCUUCUUUUUUUCUUUUUCUUUUUUUUUUUCCAGGAAAACAAAUCAGGAUCUUCACUACUUGUAGCUAAAAUUGCAGAAGAAAAGGCAGUUUCAUGCAAAAAUGUAAACGAAGUUCUGUAGUCCUUAAUAUAGGUUUGAACAGGUAGCUAUGAUGCUAAUUGCUUUCCCUACAGCUUAGAAAUGUCAUUUCUGAACACUUUUCUAUUACCAAACAUUUAGAUUUCAAGUAAGUUUUAUUAAUCUGCAUGAGACAGUGUAUACAAUUAGCAGUUAGAAAAAUUAAGUUUUCAGCUGAUUUUUAACUAACUGAAAAUGGAAGCUAUCUUGACUUACAGUCUCCUGCUGUUUAUUUGUCUGAACAUUUCCAAUUUCACUAGUGCAGUAGCUGAAUGAAAUGCUUAGACAUCAUGAUCAGUUCUUUUCAUAUGCAUAUUAUUGGUCUAACAGCUACAGUUCUUGAACGUUAAUUUUAGAAGUCAUAUUUUUGUUAGUGCAAUUACUACAGAAUUGUUUCAUUUUCAAGGAAAAAAGCAAUUACUGCAGUUUCUGGGAAACUGCUGUGAAUCCUUUCGGUCUUACUGCUCAACAAUUACUCCCAAAUCCGCUGCUUGUAGGUGACAUUGAGUGAAUGAUGUGAACUGUAGGUGGAAGGACAGCAGCUGGGAGAGGUGAUCAGCACUCACAGGUUUUUAUCGCAAGUGCUGAAUUUGAUGAAUGUCAUUGGAAUAUGCUGUGACAGUUCUUAGCUGGGAGUUUGCGUACUGGUGAGCUCUGGGGCUUUCUUGGCAUUUAAACUUAAUCAUCUUCAUGCCGUGAAGGAGGGUGUCCCUGGGGUCAGCUUUGUGGGAUGGGUGUGCAAAUUCUUAUUUGGUGGAAGGAAGUCAUUGCUUACUUGCACUUUUUUGCUCCUUUAACCUCCAGGCUGGGAACGCAGCAGUCAGGUUAAAGCACAGAGUCAGUACAACAAGGUGAACCAAAGGCCUACCUCUGUAACUUUAUGGCAUAGUCUGGUUGUAUACAAAUUUGUGUCAGAAACAGUUUCUAGGCCUUAAAAUCCAAUCCACUCACGUGUUGCUGUUUCAGUCCCUGUCUCGGAGGAAUUGUAGGCUGGAGCUCUUCUGAGCUGCUCUACCAAUUUCGUCAGCGCAACCUCCGUGCCCCUUCCUUGAUUCAGGACGUAGCUGCAGUGCAAAGACAUUUUCUGUGAAGAGUUUAAAAGAGUUGAGCUAAUCUGAGUUACAGUUUUGUUUGGAUUGCUGGCAGUGCCCUGGUCCGUGGGCAAAGCUCAGAGAUCCGGCAGCCACUUAAAGCGACUUCAGAAACUGAACUUCCAUCUGUCGUCUUCUAAGGAGCGUUUGUGAUGCUGUUUCCUCAUCUUGGCGUGGACCUACGGGCUGCAGUCAGUCCUGUGCUAUGAACAGACAAAUCACAGCUCAUCGUAAGAUUUCUGCUGCCUCCAACUUGUGAUACUACAGUACUUUUAACUGCAUGUGUAAAUCAUGCUGCAAUAUAGUCACUCGAAAGAAAUAUAUAUAUUUCAAAAUGAAAAGCAGUUUUUAAUAAUAAAUUACUUGAAUUGUCGAUGUAUUUAAGAAAUGUAUGUUUUGGUAUAUUUGAAGCUGACGCGCAGUUUUGGCCGGCAUCGGUGACGAAUUCCUGGUGGCAUACGUGUGUUGUGAGCUGAAGGCUGUCAGUGCGAUGUCCUCUGCUAUCAAGAGUGACAGUGUUGUGCUUAGGCUGGUGGAAUUCCGAGCACUAAAGUACAUGGAAUCGCAUGGGACUUCUUUUUUUUGUUUUUUUCCAAGUGUCUCAAAGAAUCUUUUUUUUUUUUAAGGUGAAUAUUAUUUUUAUCUAGAACACAUACUGUGAACUGUGUUCUGACAGGGGAAUAGUACUACUGAAGAAUGUGAGACCUUACUGAAGAAAGCAGUUGUGAGAAAUACUUUAACUGAACUUCUGCCGUGAAUUUUAUCAUCUCAGUUACAUUUAAUAUAUUCUGGUGAUAUUCAUAUAUAUAGAAGAGAUGCGUGUUAUAUUUCACCCUAUAACUGGCAUUCGUGUAAAAUACAUACUGAGUUAGAUGUUUUAAAGUGGCGUUACUAUUUUAUUUUUAAAACUUCUUGAAGAUUCUGCUUUUGUUUAAAGGAACACUGUCAAGUACUCCUUAUGUGAACCUUGUUUCUUGCAAGGUUCUGCUACACUUUUUAUAGCUCUUCUGGUCGCUGCCAGCCUUACCUAUUUCCCCACCACUCACUAGUUCUUUGAUGGUGAAUGUAGCUUCCAACCACUACUGCUCUGCAUAGCACCUUUGUAAGCCAAGGUUUCUUUCACAGCACAGUCGAGUCACCAAGGUCCAGCUGCAAGGAAGGAGGAGAUGCUGAAGCUCCCUCUUGCAGACUGAUGUUGCAUGCGUUUAUUUAGUUUUCUGUGUCGUGGCAAGCGGUGAGGAUGACAUCUCAAACCUAGAGCGUUUCAGUCAAAGGCAGAGCAGGUCCAGUUUGUCCCAGCCUCGUUUCUAGAAACUGACAUUAAAAUGGGAUUGUUUAUGGCAUUGUUUAGUGUGUUUGUAACACAUAAAUAUGCACACUGCUUUGUAACAGGAAGCUCUAUUUCACUGCCCUACAAAACCGAAGGAAAUAAUUAUCCAUUGUAAACACACCAAAGUAUUUGUAGUAUUGCCAGAAGAGCUAACUUCGGGCAGCCCCUGCCAAAGCAUCUCCUCCUGUCCCUCGGCCAGGCUGUGAAAGCACCGCGCUCGCUUCCCCUGCGCUCACAGGGAUCGUUUCUGACAUCUGUUGAUCGAAUGCUUUCUCUUGAAUUUGAGAACUUUCCUUUUCACCCCGGGGCAUCUCAGGGUGGAGUGGGCACUCAUUUAUUUCUAAAUGCAUCCUUCACCUUUUGAUACGAACUUUCCUUUUUGUCACAAUUAAAAUAUAAAUUAGCAUGAUUUUACGUCUUCAUUGCAGAAGAGAGAGUUGAAGGGGCUUUACUUAAUUCCUGAUGACAGCAAGUAUCAUUGUUACUUGCCAGUAUUGCUGUACAGUCCAACUUAUCCUGCGUGCUCCAUCUCCUUCACUGCAGUAGGUUUGUGGUUUUGUGGUUUCACUCCAAGUUGCUCUAUACUGUAAACAACGUUAAUGAAUUUUGCUGCAGUCUUGGGUGGCGCGCAGCGCCCCUACAAGAGACACUGAUAGAGCUCAGAUUGCUGAGCUUUUCACUAGGACUCUGCGGUCGGCAAGCUGCAUGUCCUGAAGUAUUUCACAUGAAAGCAGAGCAGCUCAAACCGCACUGCUCCGAAAGGCACAGUGAGGAUUGUGCACCAUUGGAUUAUCACAAGAGUCUUAUUGGGCUCAAACUGUUUGUGGCUGGCAAUUACAGAUUCCAGAAGCAAUAAUUUCUUAGGAAUGUUUCCCUUCCUGCUGGUUAGAUGACUUUCAUAGAGAUUUAUGACCCAAACAGGCUUUUUAUAAUACAAAUCUGGUUGUGUUGGCUAGCGCUGGCAGUAAGCAGUUGUGGUAAGAUGUGGGUUGUUCAUCAUCAGGAGGGAGGAAGCCAGUAAAUCCAGCAGAGGUUAGUGCUCCUUGAAACUCCUUGCCCUUUUCCCCUUUUAUUUGGAGCCCUUCCCUGCAGUUUGAAAUAAUUCCUUCUCAGAGGGAAGCUGGCAUUUACCCUCCCAGCUUCUACUGCAGAGCCCAUGGUGAGCGGGGCUGAGCCUUCCUCAUCUCUUUCCCAUCUCAUCCAAAUCCCCUGAGCACUUGAAUGACAACAGCACCAGUAAUGAUUAUUGCCAGAUACCUCAAUAAAGCCUCAGUUCCAUCAUUAAAAAUGCAUCUGCCCACCCUGUGCUGAGCUUGGCCUUCAUCACCCUUGUCACCACCACAGAAGGCAGGCUUUUCAUGGCUAUGGCACAUCUCUUGCAGUAAUGUGGGUUGAGACCACACCUGCCAGUGAAGGUGGAGGAAGUUGUGGUUGAUAUCUGGGAAAGCUUCCUCCUUGCUAGUUAGGCAGGCAGGCAGGCAGGCAGGCACGUCGCAGGGAGCAGCAGUUUUGGUGGUCACUCCUCUUUUCAGUAAUUUUCUCUAAAUGAGAAGCUGAUUCGCCAGCCACUCUGCGGUUCGGUCUCUGCGAUGAAUUCUAGUUGAAUCACUGAGAGUUUUUUAGGUGUGUGUGCGUAUGUGUGUGUGCAUGUGUCUGUGUGUAUAUAGCUUCAUAUACACACUGCUCGGGCCAAAAUACCGUUGGUGGUUGUGUGCUCUUUGUCACUGUACUCGACAAUGUUUUCAACUGAGUUCUUCCAGGCUUUCCCUCAUCCUUGUCUGACGCGAGACGAGCUCAGCUAUAAAUAUAUAUCCUAUUUAAGUGAGUAAGUGAACUCCUGCAUGAUAUUCCAAGCACAUGUAGCAGCUUCGGCAUCUGCAGUAUCCGUUGCGAAAGAGAAGUUGGUUUUAGUUGCAGCUGUUUUGUUCUUGCUUCCUUUUAAUAGGCCAAAUAAAUGUAAUGAACACCAAAUGUUGCACAGAAAUGUUAUGAAUGACUGUGUAGAAGAGAUACCAAAUUUUAUUUUUCUUUGCAGAAACUUUAUGGUAACAGAGAGUCCUCUAGCUGUUAUUCUUAAAUGACAAACUGAACGUUUGUGAAGUGCGUUGGAAAUGGUCAUUUUAAGACAUGAUGCUACCCAAAGUUUUCUGUUUCUCAUGUUGCAUCAAGAAAAAGCGGCUCCCAGAGGCAAGCUGCAGGAGCUCAGGUACCAACUGCUGUUUGGCUUUAGAGGUUCAGCAGCCUGGGCAGUUCAGAAAUUACAUUAGGUAACUUCCUAAAGGCUUAGUUGUCCUUCUGUAAUAUGGCAGUAGCACAUGGCUUCAGUCUGCUCGAGCAGCAGGGUCUGCUUGUUCACAUAUUCAGUUUGUUAUGUGAUUUCAAUUGCAUUUCCAGGGGGGUGGUCUGCACUUGGCUUCUCCCUGUCCUUUAGCCUUGCUGUUCCUCACCAUAGAGAGGUCUGACAUGGAUGAAAAUUAUGGCUGUUUAGUGGCAAAUAUUUUCCCUCAAAAAAAACACAACAAAGUUUCUUCUUAAAUUCAAAGGCUUUUGCUGUGUUUGUGGCCUGCUAAAGCUUUACAGAAAGGCCAGGACACAGCUUCAGUUCAGCAUUCUCUGACAUGUUCUUAAAAUUUGGAGUUGGGGGUAGAGCUCUGGAAGCAAAGCCUUCCUUGAGCAAAUCAUCCCCUUAGCCUGCACCUGCUCACUACUCAGUGGUAGCCAAAUUGUAGUAAACAGCCCCAAAACCAGAAAGACUGAACUAUUAACAAAUUGGCAGAUCUCAGUUAUUACUCUGAUGUAACAUGAACGCUAAGCCCUUUUGGUAGCCCAAUGACCAGCUUAUUUUAAAUGCCUCAUAUUAAUAGAAAGCUGCAUAUAGGCAUCUCAUAGCAGAAAAAAUAAAAAAGAGAAUAUUUAGUUCCUGUGUGAACUGGCCAUACGACAACUACUUUUUUAUCAACUUAUUAAGUUGGGGCACUAUAAUAGCUCUUGCUGAGUUUAGCAAUGUUUAUAAGCAUGUGUUAAACACAUAACGUUAAGUUUUAUGAGGAAAAAGGAAUAAAGAAAAGUAAUGUCACAGAUGAAUGUUUGAGUGCGUAGACGGCAUAAUGUAUGUAUGUUUUUUAUUUCUACACUGUUGAGCUUAUUUUCUGUUUUAAGGUUAAAAGAAAAAGAGUUGUUGCAUGAGAACUGUUUUAUUGUGUUCUGCACUUUCUGUUCUUUUUGUAUAAUCUUGUUUUGGUUUUUUUCAUUUAUGCAUAGAAAACAAAAAUCAAUUUAGAGAUAUUCUACUCCACAAGACAUUGUGUUCCAAUCCGUUGUUCUGAAUUUCGAUCUUAAUAAACAUUUCAGUAAGA